CUACUAACUAACUGAGUCUAAUUCUCGAAGGAAAACGUAUGGGGGCGGCUCAAGGAAUUUUGGAAAAAAAAAAGCUAUUGCCUGGGAGGAAGUCGACCUCUUUGAAUUUACUCACCUUUUCCCUUUUUCUGUUUCUCGUCGUUUCAUAUUCUGGGAAAGAGAGAGACAGCAAGGAAGCAAGAGAAGACAGCAAGCAGGCAACUUUCCAAUUUCCAUGGAGAACUCGCUAUCUGGGUCGAGGUCCUUCCGUCAGCUGGGGUGGAGUCCACACUGAUUUCUGGGUUUUGGUUGUUUGGUUUGCGGGAAAUUCAUUCAUGGCUCCACUGAUAUUUAGAGGCGGCAAAUGGUUCCAUGGAGAUGUUAAACUGUUAGGUAAAUUUGUGUAGCAGUCUUUGGGAUCAAGCUACUGUUUAUGUUGGCUGAGUCUUUAUCCAAUUUUUGCUCAUUUCUUCAUGAGACAAGUCUCCUUUGGAGCAGGAGUAACUGGCAGAAACUCUGGGUUCACUUUGGGGCAAAUCUCCUUUGGCAAUAUAAAUUUAGUUUCUGGAAGAAACACAUCUUUCAGAGGUGACAUAUAUAUUUAUAAGUGAAGACUCAGCUAACUGGCAAAUCUCCUUUGGCAAUUUCUAGAUCUUUAUUCCGUUCAUCAGUUACCUAGGCAGUCAUAAUUUAGGGGUGUCUUUAUUUCAUAAGAACUUUAUCAUUUGCUGCUCUUGCUAUAGCACAGGUCAUCUUUCCUCCUCUGUGCUUCAUUCAUACCUUUGGGGGGAAUAUGUGGCAUGUUGACUUUAUUUCACUUCUGUAGGAAAUCUCCACUGGAAGUUUCCUUCAGUAUAAACUUCAGUCCAUUUG
Molecule: messenger RNA, 852 nt
Organism: Rubroshorea leprosula
Lineage: Eukaryota; Viridiplantae; Streptophyta; Magnoliopsida; Malvales; Dipterocarpaceae
Source: the annotation of a GenBank genome assembly